Messenger RNA from Caenorhabditis remanei, 516 nucleotides. RefSeq lists its product as uncharacterized. The record is from RefSeq and is a predicted model, not a curated record. Lineage: Eukaryota; Metazoa; Nematoda; Chromadorea; Rhabditida; Rhabditidae. The coding region runs from base 1 to 516 and encodes 171 amino acids. The transcript has 2 exons.
AUGAAUAGAGAGAUCAAUGUAGAUGAGCACACUGCUUAUCUCCUUGAUAAUAUACAAAUUAAUUCUGUGUUAUGUACCGACGUAUACAUUAAAAAUAUCAAUUUCAAUGGAAAAUUUCCAAAAAAUCUGGAGGACUUACAUAUCAAGAAUUCGGAAUGGAUUGGAUAUGAUAAACUGUUGGAAAUAGACAGUGUCCAAGUAAUUCUUGGAACAAAUCGGAUCUCAAACAAAGAAUGGAAUUUGUUCAUCAAGAAAUGGAUUGCAAUGGAGACUUAUUUACAUCUUGUAUACUUUCAACUCAUUUAUAGAAAUUUCGAAGAAUUCAGAGCACUCGUAUUGCAUGACAUUCCGCAUGAAGUGGUGGAUGAAGGAGUCAAAAGAACCUUCAAGACCCGACGCAAUUGUAUUCAGGAGCUAAACGGAGGCAUCGACAUUCGACGUAUCGACGGAAAGACUGCCACACUAUUUAUGUUUGGCCCUGGAUGGCAUGGAAGUUUCUUGAUGUGUAUUCACUGA